Molecule: messenger RNA, 306 nt
Organism: Botrytis sinoallii
Lineage: Eukaryota; Fungi; Ascomycota; Leotiomycetes; Helotiales; Sclerotiniaceae
Exons: 3
Coding region: 1-306 (101 amino acids)
Source: RefSeq, a predicted model, not a curated record
AUGUCUUAUUCAUCAUACAGUUCUGGCUCAGCUACAUGGCAAGAGAAGCUCGAAGAGAGAUGUCGCGAGGCACAAAUUCGUCCUCCAGUAUUUCAGAUCGUGUCAGACAGAAGAGGUGGACGAACAGCAUGGUCUAGCACAGUAACUGUACAGGGCCAGAAUAUUUCUGCACGAUUCUGGUACGAUGGGCAGUACGUCAACAAUGCGAAAGAGGAUGCAGCAGAAGUGGCACUCAAUCGUUUGACUGGAUCGAGCCCAACCUCACCUAUCCAAAGUCGAAUGAGUGGUAAUUACAACAUGACCUAG